CAACUCAUCGUCAGUAUGUCAACACGUUUUUUACUAGACGUGCUGGCCGCCGAUUUUCCAUUAGCGAAGAAGUAAUUGGAGAGAGCCAUCUCCAAUAUUCAUUACCAUCUUUGCAAAUUUUCUCCUCUGUGAAACGAAACAACUCAAGCUUCUCUCAAAAGGAUAGCGUCGACACACACAGCAUCGAUGAACGAACCUGAGCUCAAUGAUUUGUCCGAUGACGUCGAUUAUGCCGCAUCAAUUCAACAGGUAUGCUUGUAUCAGGGUUCUGCCAGCAUAAUGCGGAGUGGAAGCGGGAACAGGAACCCUUUGGAGGGCUCGGAGGUGGUGUUUACAAAGGAAAAUGUGACGAUUCAUCCCAGUCAGUACAAGCACGAGAGAAUUAGUGGUCGGUUGAUAUUGACAAAGCAAUGGGAUUCUCUUUUCAUGACGUGGAUUCCCUACAAAGGCCAUAAUUCAAAUGAUAGGUUGUCUGAGGAAGAUAAGAAUCUCUAUACUAUAAUGUCUGUGCCAUUUGCUGAUAUUCGUUCCAUAAGUAGACACAUGCCAACACUGGGUUGGUCAUUUAUUAUUGUUGUUAUGUCAUCAGUUUCUUCUUUCAUCAUGAAUUUUCUCAUAGCUUUGACUGCUGUGUUGUCUUCAGGACUAGCUUUCCCUCCAUUUUAUUUCUACAGUGGAGGAGUUCGAGAUUUUAUCGCCACCAUCAAGCAGCAUGGUUCUUUUGUAAGGUCAGCCGAAGACCCCAAUGUAUUUCUUGUGAACGAUUUUCAGGAUCCUCUCCAGAGAACUCUAUCUUCCUUGGAGCUUCCUCCUACUAUUUCGGUAACAAAUACUCAUUCUCCUGUAAGUGGAGGUAAUGAGUCGCACAACAGUGGUGAUAUAGAGAGGGCUGCGUCCCAAAACAACUCUGGUAAUGUUCAGCAAAAUGGCAGACAGAUGCAAAAACAUAACGACCCUGCUCGCGAUCUUUCAAUACAAGUAUUGGAGAAAUUUUCACUCGUUACCAGAUUUGCUCGUGAAACCACCUCCCAACUUUUCCGCGAAACCAACAUUGAUGGAUUUAUUCGUAAUGAUGGAAGGAAGCAUGAUCUUAAUGAUAAGAGGAAGCAUGAUCGUAAUGAUGAGAGGAAGCAUGAUCAGUUGACUCCUCUGUUCCAACCCAUCACAGCAACAAAUGAUUCUCCAAAAGUUCCCAAUGUGGUUUCUGUCGAAUCUGAACCAUCUGAUCCAUUCGAUAAAUCAUCUCUAAUAUGGGGAAAACCACGUCAGCCGCCACUUGGGAAAGAAGAGUGGACCACCUUCUUGGACGAAGAAGGGCGAAUAAUGAAUUCAGAAGCAUUCAGAAAGCGAAUCUUUUAUGGGGGAGUAGAUCACGAUCUGCGGAAAGAGAUUUGGACGUUCUUACUAGGAUUCCAUGCAUAUGAUUCAACAUAUGCCGAGAGGGAGUACCUUAUGUCAGUGAAGAAGUCAGAAUAUGAAACUAUAAAAAAACAGUGGCAGAGUAUAUCGAUGGAGCAGGCGAAAAGAUUUACAAAGUUCAGAGAGAGGAAAGGUCUUAUAGACAAGGAUGUGGUAAGGACUGACAGGUCGCUGUUAUUCUAUGAUGGAGAUGACAAUCCACACGUGUAUAUCUUACGUGACAUACUGUUAACAUACUCAUUUUACAACUUUGAUUUGGGAUAUUGUCAGGGUAUGAGUGAUCUUCUGUCCCCAAUCUUGUAUGUCAUGAGAGAUGAAUCGAAAUCCUUCUGGUGCUUUGUUUCCCUUAUGGAGCGUCUUGGACCUAAUUUCAAUCGUGACCAAAGUGGGAUGCAUUCUCAACUUUUUGCAUUAUCAAAGCUGGUAGAACUAUUGGACACCCCACUGCACAACUAUUUCCAGCAAAACGAUUGUUUGAACUAUUUCUUCUGUUUCCGCUGGAUUUUGAUACAGUUCAAGAGAGAAUUCGAAUACGAACAGACAAUGCGCCUGUGGGAAGUUUUAUGGACCCAUUAUCAGAGUGAACACCUUCACCUCUAUGUAUGUGUUGCUAUCCUCAAGAAACACCGUGGUAAGAUAAUGGGGGAGCGCAUGGAUUUUGAUACGCUGCUUAAAUUUAUCAAUGAACUGAGUGGUCAGAUUAACCUUGAUGAGAUUUUAAGAGAUGCGGAAGCUUUGUGUAUAUGUGCUGGUGAAAAUGGUGCAGCUUGCAUACCUCCCGGAACUCCACCUUCCCUGCCAAUCGAGGAUGGAUCUGUGUAUCCUCAACAAGAUGACGUGUUGUAGAUGAUUACUCAAAACCGAUCAUAGCAGGACUUUCGAAACCUGUUAUUAUAUUAUAUGUAAGUGCUAUAUUGAAUUUGCAAAUGAACGUUGAUGAGUAUUGGAUAGCUAUAGACUAUAGUCAAUGUAUGUAACUUGCAUACCCAUAAUUGAUCAUGAUUUAUGUAUGGUGAAUGUUCUAUUCACAAAUAAUGAAAUGUAGGGGUGUUUAUUAGAUGGUAAAAUUUAGGGGAUAUGUUGAUGGUGAAUUAUACAAGUGAUAGGUAUAUGGGUAGCAUGUGAAAAAUGUGUUGGGGAUGGAAUUACUUAUAUGCAAAAUCGAGCAAAUCAAAGUUAGG
Molecule: messenger RNA, 2600 nt
Organism: Striga asiatica
Lineage: Eukaryota; Viridiplantae; Streptophyta; Magnoliopsida; Lamiales; Orobanchaceae
Source: the annotation of a GenBank genome assembly